Molecule: messenger RNA, 2507 nt
Organism: Striga asiatica
Lineage: Eukaryota; Viridiplantae; Streptophyta; Magnoliopsida; Lamiales; Orobanchaceae
Source: the annotation of a GenBank genome assembly
GGCCUAUUAACAUCAAAACUUCCCUAUUAACAUCAAGACUUCAUAAACUCAACCAUUAUCAUUUGCGCACGUCAACUGACGGAAUAACCCUUGCUUCUGUCCCCAUAAACAAGGUCAUUUCCGUCAUUUGAGAACCCAAUCAUUUCAUUUCGGGAAACGAUACUAUAAAAACAGUCAACGGUCGUCUCCACUUGCCAUUCAAAGCAGACCCUCUGCAUAAGAAAAAACACACUUUUCCCCAAAUUUGGAGCAAAGCUCCACCUCUCGCGCAUCCAUGGCGUACAACUCGAACACCAAUGCUCGGAUGAACCCGCAAGCGGCGGCGGAGAAGGCCGUAUCGAUUAUCGGGUACGGGUAUGACCUCACCUCCGACAUCCGGUUGUCCGCGUGCAAGCCCGGCCCGUCCGGAUCGGGUUUGAUUGAGCUGGACCGGAACCGAAAGAAGGACCUGGUGGUGCCUGGUAACGUCGUCGUUUCGGACGUUUGUGCUUCCAUCAAGUGCGAUAAAGGCGAGCGCAUCAGGUUUAGCUCCGAUGCGCUCUCCUUCAAUCAGAUGUCAGAGCAUUGUAACCAGGAUUUGUCUUUAUCGGGGAAAGUACCUUCCGGCGUGUUCAAUGCAAUGUUCGACUUCAAGGGCUGCUGGAAAAAUGAUGCAUCAACCACAAAGAUUCUUGCUUUUGAUGGUUGGUUGAUUGGUCUGUACACUGUUGAGCUGGAAAGAUCACAAAUAGCUCUGUCAGAUAAAGUCAAGCAAGAAGUACCGCCUACAUGGGAUCCAACUGCUUUGGCUGAGUUUAUAGAAAAAUAUGGCACUCAUGUCAUUGUUGGGGUUAAGAUGGGUGGCAAAGAUGUAAUACAUAUUAAGCAGCUUCGGACAUCAAAUCUCCUGCCAGCUGAAGUGCAGAAACUGUUGAAGCAGUUAGCUGAUGAGAAAUUUUCUGAAGAUGAUAAUCUAAAUUUGGUUGCAAACUCUGAUAAAUCAUCAAAGGUGAAGGUUGAACAAUCAAUGGUGUGGGACCUUCAGCUACCAUUAGCAAAUACAUUUAGACCUCCUGUUUUCUCUCACUCCAAAAAUGACGAUAUAUGGAGUAUUCAUAUCAGAAGGGGUGGUUUAGACAGUGGCCAAAGCCAUAAGCAGUGGCUUUCAACCGUAUCGCAAUAUCCGAACGUGAUAUCAAUGUCCUUUGUACCUAUUGCGUCCCUUUUGAGCGGCAUUCCAGGCAGCGGUUUCUUGAGCCAUGCGAUUAACCUAUACCUCCGGUAUAAACCACCAAUAGAGGAACUUGCCCAAUUUCUAGAAUACCAGUUGCCUCGGCAUUGGUCCCCCGCAUACAGUGACCUUCCUCUUUGUCAUCACCGCAAGAAGAAAUCCUCACCGUCUCUUCAGUUCACGUUGUUGGGUCCUAAGCUUUACGUUAAUACUGUAAAGGUCGUCACCGGCAACCGUCCCGUGACCGGAGUCCGCCUAUACCUCGAAGGCAAAAAAAGCGACCACUUAGCCAUCCAUCUCCAGCACCUCUCCAACCUCCCCGACUCUCUCCACCUCUCCCCCGACCACACCCACUCCCCAGCCGACGACUCCAUCGACCGAGCCUAUUUUGAGCCCGUCAAAUGGAGCAUAUUCUCCCACAUCUGCACCGCCCCAGUCGAGCACCACGCCACCCAUCUCGACGACCCGGCCUCCAUCGUGACCGGCGCGUGGUUCGAGGUCAAGAUCGUCGGCAUGAAGAAAGUACUCUUCCUAAGGCUCGGAUUCUCCAUGGUGGGGUCCGCCGUAAUCCGGCGGUCCGAAUGGGACGGGCCCACGGGUGGUUCGUCGUCCAAGAAGUCGGGUUUGAUCUCGAUGCUGAUGAGCUCGCCGUUCAGCGCGGCGCUGAACGGCCAGCUGGCGGUGGCGGAUAGGCCGCCGCCGAAGGUUGAUUUGAACUCGGCAGUCUAUCCGGGGGGCCCGCCUUCGCCGUCAAGGGCUCCGAGAAUGUCGAGCUUUGUGGACACGACGGAGAUGGUGAGGGGGCCGGAGGAUGCGCCGGGGUAUUGGGUGGUGACGGGGGCGAAGCUGUGCGUGGAGGGUGGGAUGAUACGGGUGAAGGUGAAGUACUCGUUGUUGACUAUUGUUUCGGAUGAGUCUUUGUUGAUAUGAUGUGGUUGGGGAAUGAGGGGGAGGUUUGGGUUUGCAAGUGUAUUUUGUUGUACAUAAUGUUGUACAUUUUUAUUUUUUAUUUUUUUAAUUGUGCUAGCUAUUCUUCUGAAUAUGAGCACACGAAGAAAUUCACGUGUGCAAGGAAAAUUUUUUACCUACAAAAGAAAUAUAUUUCCGAAUUUUCUUGUUUGUUUAGGUGCGUGAUUAGUUGAUCUAUGUACAAUAGGACGGAGAGAAUAUAUAGUUAUUUCAGUUAUUGAUGUAUCAGACAUGUACGAUUUCCGGCUAUGAGAGUAAUUGUAAGAUUGACUUGUAGGCCUGAUUGAACAUGGACCAUGAUAUAGCAUAUAGAAUAGCUCGGUAAAAC